Labeo rohita (rohu) is the source of this 1352-nucleotide messenger RNA. It is a transcript of the gene 42sp43, whose product is annotated as P43 5S RNA-binding protein. Gene Ontology annotation, cellular component: nucleus. NCBI's taxonomy places the organism in Eukaryota, Metazoa, Chordata, Actinopteri, Cypriniformes, Cyprinidae. The coding region runs from base 36 to 1133 and encodes 365 amino acids. The record is from RefSeq and is a predicted model, not a curated record. The transcript is spliced from 9 exons.
GCAGCAAUGAUAUAGUCGCAUACAUAUUGGAGAUCAUGAACACCCAGGUGCUUAAAAAAGAAGACGCUGUGCCGCGACUGCAGCUGUUUAAUUGCGCUUAUACUGAAUGUGGCGCCACAUUCACUCGUCGAUGGCGUUUACAGGAGCACGAGACCGUGCAUACUGGUGCACGACCUCACAAGUGUGUUGUAGCGGGGUGUGGACGCAGUUUCACCCGUAAAUCGCACCUGAGCCGACAUGCUUUGGUACACAGCGGAGUGAAAAACUUCAAGUGCACUGCAGCCGCAUGUAGCAAAAGCUUCUGCACCGCUGAUAAACUGAAGAGGCACGUGCGUUACGCUCACAGCGAGAAACGCGAAUAUUUCAAGUGUAAAGAUCCACAGUGCGCAAAGACUUUUAAGAAACGGCGAGUGUUAAAGCUGCACCUGGCGACGCACGGUACAUCAAGUUUCAGGUGCUUGAAAAGCGGCUGUGGAAUGAGGUUUGAGUCUCACAUUGCACGGAAAGCGCAUGAUAAAAGGCAUUCAGGUUAUCGCUGUCUUCAUGCUGAAUGCCCCAUCAGUGUGCACACCUGGAGGAAUUUACAAAAACACAUGGCAAGUCACCCAGCAUCAUUCCCUUGUAUGGUAUGUAAAAAGACUUUCAAGAAACGUGACUCUUUGAGGAGACACAAGCGGACGCAUGCGUUGCAGAAGCCGGUUUUACUCUGUCCCAGUCAGGGCUGCCAGGCUUACUUUUCCACCACUUUCAACCUGCAGCAUCAUAUUCGAAAGGUCCAUCUGCAGCUGCUCUCACACCGCUGUUCCUUCCCUGGCUGUGGCAAAAGUUUUGCCAUGCGUGAAAGCCUUGUCCGCCACAUGUUACGUCAUGAACCUGAUGUGGCCAAACUCAAGCACCCACAUAAACGGAGCAGCAAGAGCUGGCAGAAACGCUUGGAAGGGCGAAGUCGACGUCCUCUGGUUGAAGACCUUCGAUCUCUCUUUUCGUUACGCAUGAAGAUCUCUCCUAGGGCCAAACUGGAAGCUGAUCUGACGGGCCUCUUUAAUGAGCGUAAAAUCCCCCACCACGUUGAUCCGGAAGUAAACCUCAGAGAUCUGUUUAAUGUCCGUCCAACUAAGGUGGUCGAUAAAUAGAAUUGUCCAAUACUCUUAACCCCCCCUUUUUUUGAAUACUGGUGACAUGCGUUUACCUUAACUGAAGAGAAUUUUGUUUCAAGUGUUAGUACUAGAGGUACAGAAUUACUUUAUAACUGCUGAACUAUGUUGUUUGAGAACCGUUGUUUGAGAAACAACUGAAAUUUAAGUUCUGUAUGAUGAAAAUAAAGGUGGUUUGGUUUUGUCAGUCUGGCCAAU